GGCACGCAUCAACGAACCUUUGCUCGCAUCGUUCAUGCUUGAUGCUGAUUCUUUAAUUCUAACCUCUGUUUCGAUCAAGUAAAACUUGCACGAUACACAAUAUCUUAACAAAAUGCCUUUCAAACUUGUUGUUAAUGCUGCUGAUCCUCCUGUUGGAGCUUUGAUCAUUGCUGAGAUUCUUCGCCCCAAGUUGAAUUCAGAUUUAGAAGUUGUGUGGUCUAAUAAUUUUAGUAGAUAUAAUCCAGUCAGUCUUCAAUUUCUUGUCAAUGAUGAAGAUGUUUGGGCAGAUACAACAAGUGAUGUGGCUCGUUAUUUAUCAAGACUUGAAAAAACUAAACUGUAUGGCAGUGAAGAUCCUUUCGAAAAAACAGAGGUUGAUCAUUGGUUGACAUUUUCUGAAAAAACAUUUAAUACUCCUGAUAAAGUUACAAAUGCCUUAUAUUAUUUAGACCACAGAUUAAUGCCUAGAACAUGGCUAGUAGCAAAACAUUUAACAAUUGCAGAUAUUUGUGUAUUUUCAAAACUAAAUUCAUUGGUUGAUAUUAGUAGUGUUAAAAGCAAAUAUCCAAACUUAUUUAGAUGGUACAAGCAAAUGCUUGGAUUACCGGAAGUUGAAAAGGUUUUAUCAGUUAUUUCCAAAAAUGAAAUUAAUAAAUUUAAUAAAUCUAAGGAAAUUGGUAAGAGAAAACAAGAAGGAAAAUUUAUUGAAUUACCAGGUGCUGAAAUGGGAAAGGUCAUUGUACGUUUUCCUCCCGAGGCUAGUGGAUAUUUACAUAUUGGUCAUGCCAAAGCUGCACUGUUAAAUCAAUACUAUGCUGAAAAUUUCAAAGGUCAACUCAUUAUGAGAUUUGAUGAUACAAACCCUGCCAAAGAGAAUGUAGAAUUUGAAAAAGCCAUCUUAGAAGAUCUUGAAAUGCUUCAAAUCAAACCAGAUCGUUUUACUCACUCAUCUGAUUAUUUUGAUUUAAUGUUACAGUAUUGUGAGAAGUUACUAAAAGAUGGUAAAGCAUAUGCAGAUAAUACUCCAGCACCACAAAUGAAAGAACAGAGAGAUAAAAAAUUACCAUCCAGUAAUAGAAGCAAUUCUUUAGAAGAGAAUUUAUAUUUUUGGAAAGAAAUGCAACUAGGUACACCUAUUGGUCAAACAUAUUGUAUAAGAGCUAAAAUUGAUUACCAGUCAGCAAAUGGCUGUAUGAGAGAUCCUACCAUCUAUAGGUGUAAACUUGAGCAUCAUCCACGUACUGGAACCAAAUAUAAGGUCUAUCCGACAUAUGAUUUUGCAUGUCCUAUUGUGGAUGCACUAGAGAAUGUUACACAUACUCUGCGUACCACUGAAUACCAUGACAGAGAUGAGCAAUUUUAUUGGUUCAUUGAACAGCUGAAUCUUAACAGACCUUACAUUUGGGAAUACUCACGCCUUAAUAUGACGAAUACAGUAUUGUCUAAGCGUAAAUUGGCUUGGUUUGUUGAUGAAGGUCUAGUUGAUGGAUGGGACGAUCCUCGAUUCCCAACAGUAAGAGGUAUUUUACGCAGAGGAAUGACAGUGGAAGGCUUGAAACAGUUCAUAAUUGCUCAAGGUAGUUCUCGAUCAGUUGUAUUUAUGGAAUGGGAUAAGAUAUGGGCUUUCAAUAAGAAAGUUAUUGAUCCCGUGGCUAUUCGAUACACGGCUUUAACCGUUGGAGACACUGUCCCGGUUGAAGUUAGAGGUGCGAUAGAAGGCUUCCUUACAGUUGCAAAUCAUCCAAAAGAUCCAUCGAUUGGCACGAAACAGGUACGGGUUAGCUCAAGAGUUCUAAUUGAGCAAGAAGACGCGCAAAGUUUGAUUGAGGGACAGAAUGCUACAUUUAUUAAUUGGGGCAAUAUCAUGAUUGAAAAAAUGUAUCGCCAAUGUGGAAAAAUCAUUAAAAUCGAUGCUUCUCUCAAUUUGAACGAUACAAAUUUCAAAUAUACACAGAAAUUAACAUGGCUGGCUGAUAGUAGUACAGAAAUUGCUAAUAAAACACCUAAAAUUAUCAAGAUUCCAUGCUUUGCUGUUUAUUUUGGCCACAUCAUUAUAAAACCAGUAUUAGGAAAAGAUGAAGAUUUCAAAAACUUCGUUGCAAACGAUACAAGGAGAGAAAUAGAAAUGCUUGGUGAAGCUGAGCUCUGCAAAGUGAAAAAGGGAGAUAUUAUUCAACUUCAAAGAAAAGGUUUCUUCCGUUGCGAUGUCCCAUAUGCAGAAGCUACCGUUCAUUCAUUCCGCGAACAGCCAUUAAUUCUUUUCCACAUCCCAGAUGGUCACAGCACAAUCACGCUACCGGGUGCUCCGGACAAACCUACUCUUUAUAAUACCAGACCAGAAAAACACUCACCAGAAUCGAUACUCAAAAUCAUAGAAGAUAUAAUAGUUCAACAAAAUAAAGUAAAAGCUUUACAAGAUGCUAAAGCUGACAAAACAGUUAUUGAUGAAGAAUAUUGUAUACUUACUCUUCUCAGAGAGAAGUAUAGAGCGAUGACAGGUGAAUUUUGGCUUUUAAGAUCAAUACCGCCUCCAGUUUCAAGUCCACGUAAUGAAUUGGACGAUCAGGUGUGUCCUACGAAAGUAAAUGAUGCAAUAAUCGCUCAAGGAAAUAAAAUUCGAAAUUUGAAAGCUGAUAAAGCUGAUAAAGCAACUAUUGACUGUGAAGUUAAAGAUCUGUUGAGUUUGAAGGAAAAAUAUAAGAGCAUCACAGGUCAAGAUUGGAAGCCCGGUGUAGUUCCGCCAGCAAAAAGCACUGCUUCAAUGGAAUUACAACGCAUCCGAGAAACAGCCGAUAAAAUUAAUGAAGAAAUAAUAGCACAAGGUUACAUUGUACGAGAAUUAAAAAUUUUUGGAGCAGACGAAGCCAGUAUUGAUGAAGAAGAGAAGAUUUUGUUAAAUUUGAAAGAAAAGUACAAGACAAUCGCAAAUAAAGACUGGAAGCAAGGUUUAAUUUCUCCUGAUCCUAGUACUUCAGAGGAAAAAAUAAAUGACGAAAUCUUAGCUCAGAUGACAAAACUAACGAAACUCGAUGAGUCUGUAAUGGAUACAGCGGCUGUUGAUGCCGAACGCAAAACCCUUUUGCGUUUAAGAGCUAAGUUUAGAUCAUUCACGGGUACCGAAUGGCCUAGAAUGACGAUGACGGUGUCUAGAUCAAUUUCUACAGUAUCAGUUGAACUAGAAAAACAGAACAGGGCAAUCAAGUAUCUGCUGACUAAAAAGACCAGUCUUGAAUUAAUAGCUCAAGAAGUGGCUAAAUUGGUUACACUCAAAAAUGAAUUCAAACAAUUAACUGGUAAUGACUGGAAACCAGUAGGGUUAAGUUCUAAAAAAUCUAUUGAAAAUAACGCCAAUUUCAAUAUACAAAAACUAAGCAAGCCGCAGGAUAAUAAAGUGAGACACUGCAACUUUUUUAAACCAGAUAUCCAUGCAAAUAAAAAAUUAUACUCAGUUCACUUUCCUUUAAAGUAUGAAUGCAAAGACCUUGUGAGUAAAGAAGUCUUUCAUUUCGACGAUAACUUAACUCUACCCGAUGCUAAACCAAAAGUUCCCAAGCAAGAAUCAGCUAUAGCUCUCAAGCAACAAUCGGCUAAAGCUCCUAAGAAGGCUGCUAAGAAAUCUGAAACUAGUAAGGUUGCUGCAGUUCAGGACGAGAAUACAAAGACAGGAACGAGAUUAGGUUUGGAAGCAAAGAAGAAUGAAAAUUUAUCUGAUUGGUAUUCGCAAGUCAUUACUAAAGGAGAAAUGAUUGAGUACUACGAUGUAUCAGGAUGCUACAUUCUUCGUCCCUGGAGUUACGGUAUCUGGGAUAUUAUUAAAGACUUUUUCGACAAAGAAAUCAAGAAGUUAGGUGUGCGCAAUUGCUAUUUCCCCAUUUUCGUUAGUAAAUCCGCUCUUGAAAGAGAAAAGGAUCAUAUUACCGACUUCGCUCCCGAGGUAGCAUGGGUAACCAAGAGUGGCGAAUCAGAUUUGGCUGAGCACAUUGCUAUUCGACCAACUUCGGAAACUGUCAUGUACCCAGCUUAUGCUAAAUGGCUCAAAUCUUACCGUGAUCUCCCGCUAAAACUCAAUCAAUGGAACAAUGUCGUUAGGUGGGAAUUCAAACAUCCUCAACCGUUCUUGCGUACUCGAGAGUUUCUAUGGCAAGAGGGUCACACAGCUUUUGCAACAAAAACAGAGGCCGAUGAAGAAGUAUUGAUAAUAUUAGAUUUGUACGCCAGGAUAUAUGAGGAAUAUUUAGCAAUACCAGUCGUAAAAGGUCGUAAGACUGAAAAGGAAAAGUUCGCUGGUGGCGACUACACUACGACCGUAGAAGCUUAUAUUUCUGCAAGUGGACGAGCCAUUCAAGGUGGUACAAGUCAUCACUUGGGUCAAAAUUUUUCAAAAAUGUUUGAUAUUCAAGUUGAAAGCAAUCUAGAGGGAAACGAAAAAAUUUUCGUUUAUCAAAAUUCGUGGGGAAUCACCACACGAACAAUUGGAGUUAUGAUAAUGAUCCACGGAGACGACAAAGGUCUUGUUAUUCCUCCUAAAGUUGCCACAGUUCAAGCAGUUAUUGUACCGUGUGGAAUUACUGCGUCUACUACCACGGAGAAAAGAGAUAAACUACUGGAUGAAUGCAAGAAAUUAGAAAACGAAUUGGCGGCCGGUAACAGCAUAAGAGUUGAAGGAGAUUAUAGAGAUAACUACAGUCCAGGAUGGAAAUUCAACCAUUGGGAGUUGAAAGGUGUACCAGUACGCGUUGAAUUGGGACCGAAAGAUUUGGAAAAAGGUCAAAUUACUCUAGUUAGAAGAGAUACUGCUCAGAGAAUAACUGCAAAACGUUCUGAAGCUAACUCGUCCGUACGGAAAUUACUUGAUCAAAUUCAAUGUAACUUAUUUGAAAAAGCAACAUUUGAAUUGAAUGAGCACAUCAAACAAUCACAUCAGUGGAGUGAAUUCUGCUCACUUUUGGAUGAAAAGAAUUUGAUUCUUGCUCCAUUCUGUGGUAAAAUUGAAUGCGAAGACAAAAUAAAAGCAGACAGCGCGAGAGAUGAAGCUACUGAUGAUGGGUCACCUUCUAUGGGAGCUAAAAGCUUGUGCAUACCAUUUAAACAACCAGAUGGAAGUGUUGAAAACAUAAACACAUUGAAAUGCAUUUAUAAAAACUGCGAAGAAAAAGCCAAAUUCUAUACAUUGUUUGGCAGGAGUUAUUAGAUGAUUGUUGGUUUGAUUGAUAAGUCAUGUACACAAAAUUUGGUUACAAAUAAGAUGAAACUGUUUGUACAUUUGGCAAAUAAAUAAAAUUAUCCACUUUUUCAAAAGUCUAAACUUUCAAAUUACGA
Messenger RNA from Phymastichus coffea, 5319 nucleotides. RefSeq names its product bifunctional glutamate/proline--tRNA ligase (gene GluProRS). Lineage: Eukaryota; Metazoa; Arthropoda; Insecta; Hymenoptera; Eulophidae. Bases 113 to 5191 code for a protein of 1692 amino acids. The record is from RefSeq and is a predicted model, not a curated record. Gene Ontology annotation, molecular function: glutamate-tRNA ligase activity; proline-tRNA ligase activity; ATP binding. The transcript is spliced from 15 exons. Gene Ontology annotation, biological process: glutamyl-tRNA aminoacylation; translation; prolyl-tRNA aminoacylation. Gene Ontology annotation, cellular component: aminoacyl-tRNA synthetase multienzyme complex; cytoplasm.